AUUAGUAUGUAGUGUGGUAAGUAGUCGGCAUAAAAUAGCCGUAUCAGUAUAAAACAGACAUUUCGUAUUUUCACCACUGUCAUUGUAAUUCGUAAACUUUGCGGAACGGUUGGAAUAUUAUUACGGGAGAAAAUUAUUUGAAUUUCAUAAGUGAACACAAUAACAGAAAUACCCAAACAGGUUAUUAUUACUGAAAUAUGGCUGACUUACCCGAUGUUCUACAACAGCUUUUCAGCUAUAUCGACUCCAACAAGGAACAGUAUAUUACUGCAUUGAAGACUGCUGUCGCUAUACAAUCCGUAUCAGCUUGGCCUGAUAAGCGCGAUGAAAUACAAACUAUGGUGCGGUCGGUUGCUGAUAAGUUGAGAAGCCUCGGUACUGAUGUUGAACUGGCUGAUAUUGGCAGUCAGCGGUUACCAAAUGGUAAAGAAAUAGCCCUUCCGAAUGUGAUAUUAGGAACUCUAGGAAAGGAUACAAAGAAGAAGACAGUUGUAGUUUACGGUCAUUUGGAUGUACAACCAGCUUUGAAAGAAGAUGGUUGGAAUACGGAGCCCUUUGAUCUAACCGAAAUCGAUGGAAAGUUGUAUGGUAGAGGUGCAAGUGAUGACAAAGGACCUGUUUUAUGCUGGUUACAUGCCAUCGAGGCAUUUCAAAAACUAAAUAUCGACUUACCUGUCAACUUGAAGUUUGUUUUCGAAGGAAUGGAAGAAAGUGGUAGUGAGGGUCUGGAUGAUCUUUUGCUAGCACGUAAAGACGAGUUUUUAUCAAAUGUGGAUUAUGUUUGCAUCUCUGAUAAUUACUGGCUCGGAAAGAAACGACCAUGUUUGACCUAUGGUCUUCGUGGCUUAGUUUAUUACACUAUUGAAAUAGAGUGUGCUGUUAAAGAUUUGCAUAGUGGCGUAUUUGGGGGUACUGUACAUGAAGCUAUGCCAGAUCUUUGUUAUCUACUCAGCAUACUUGUAGACAAGGACACCAACAUUCAAAUUCCAGGCAUUGAUAGAGAUGUGGCACCGCUGUUACAUAACGAAAAUGAAAUUUACAACAACAUAGAUUAUGAAGUUGAUGAAUACAAAAACGAUAUUGGAGCCCGUCGUCUACCUCACAAUGAGGACAAAACCAAGUUACUGAUGCACAGAUGGCGCUAUCCAAGCCUUUCCAUUCAUGGAAUAGAAGGUGCCUUUUAUGAGCAUGGCGCAAAAACUGUAAUACCAGCUAAAGUAAUCGGAAAGUUUUCCAUACGCUUGGUUCCUAAUCAAGAUCCAGAACAUAUCACUGAGUGCGUCACCAAAUACUUAAAUGCGAAAUGGCAAGAACGAGGUUCUCCAAACAAAAUGAAGGUUAACCUCGUAAGUAGUGGCAAACCUUGGACUGAAGAUCCUAACCAUCCUCAUUAUGAGGCGGCUAAAAGUGCCAUCAAACAUGUAUACAAAACGGAACCUGAUAUGACCCGUGAAGGUGGUUCUAUACCGGUGACACUAACCCUUCAAGAGGCCACUGGUAAAAAUGUUAUAUUAGUCCCAGUAGGAGCUUGUGAUGACGGAGCCCACUCUCAGAAUGAAAAAAUUGAUAUUUACAACUACAUAGAAGGAACUAAACUUCUCGGAGCUUACCUUUAUGAAGUUGGAAAAUUGAACUAAACGGUUGAAUUUAAUGAACAACAAACAUCACAGAUUUAAAAAUUAUACAGUAUAUAUUAUCAGCAUUAACACUUUAAUAAAGAAUUAAAAUUUCCCAACAGACGAA
Zeugodacus cucurbitae (melon fly) is the source of this 1743-nucleotide messenger RNA. It is a transcript of the gene Cndp2, whose product is annotated as cytosolic non-specific dipeptidase. NCBI's taxonomy places the organism in Eukaryota, Metazoa, Arthropoda, Insecta, Diptera, Tephritidae. Gene Ontology annotation, biological process: proteolysis. Gene Ontology annotation, molecular function: metallodipeptidase activity. The coding region runs from base 198 to 1637 and encodes 479 amino acids. The transcript has 7 exons. The record is from RefSeq and is a predicted model, not a curated record.